GGAAGGCUGACCAGAAAAUAUGUUUCACCUUGAGUUCUAGAAAGGACUUGUCUGUUGGAGACUAGAUCCAAGCUAUGUCGUGGAAGUUUCCAAUGCAAACCUAUAUGGACAGCUACGUAAUCGGCAUACACCCUCCCCACUACUGUUCGGUGACAAGGACGUAUAAAAGAUUUUAUCUACCCGUGACUUAUAGUGUUGUCUUCAUACUGGGACUAACUCUGAAUGGGUUACUACUCUGGCUGGUGUGCAGUCGCACACGCAGGUGGAGCUGCUCGGUGGUCUACAUGGCCAACCUGGCAGUGGCGGACCUGCUCUACGUGCUGGCGCUGCCCCUGCUCAUCAUCAGCUAUGGCAUGGACGACCUCUGGCCGUUUGGGGACAUAAUUUGCAAGGCCGUGCGGUUCUUUUUCUACACCAACCUUCACUGUGGAAUGAUGUUCCUGAUGUGCAUCAGCGUCCAUCGGCUCUUGGGUGUAUGCUAUCCCAUUAAGGCCAUGCGCUACCGCACUAAGAGGCUUGCUGUCAUCGCCUCAAGCAUGAUCUGGAUAUUGGUGACCGCAGAAGUUUUGCCGACAUUAGUUUUCGCCCACACCGGCUUCAUCAACAAUAUGACGGUCUGUUUCGACAUGACCAGUCCAGGAAAAUUCAAGCAGUAUUUCCCCUACGGUUUGUUUCUGGCUAUAGUAGGGUUUAUAAUUCCUUUUCUGGUCAUCCUCAUUAGUAACUGUUCAAUGGUGAGAGUUUUAUCCAAACAGCAAAGCGACGGUUGCUCAAAUGGCACAGCGAUGCGCAACAAGUCUAUUCGCACCUUGCUCGUUGUGUCUCUAAUCUUCGUUGUGUGUUUCGGGCCGUAUCAUAUCACAAGGACCCUUUACUUGUUCGUGCGAGUUUACAUGCCCAGCAAUUGUAAAGUUCUCAACGUGGUUAUGUUCAGCUAUAAGAUAUGGAGGCCCAUCGUAAGUGUACACUGCUGUAUCAACCCCAUACUCUACUUCAUUGGCUCCAACAGAAAACGCAAGCUUUUCUGGACUGUUUUAUUCCGAAAGCGAGUGCAUCCUACUGUGUGCACAGUGCAAGCUCAAGAGCAGGCCGAGAAAAAUUAAACCGGAGCAUCUGGUAGUGGGAAGAGUGGAUGAAUUUCCUGGACACUCACAGAUAGAAACUCAACAAAACUGGGUUGUACGGGACAUCUUUCGUAAUUACACCUUUCUGAUUUUUUUUAGUUCACUCUCUCCGUCCUCAUGCGGAUGCAUAUUUAUUGUUAAGUGUUUUUGAUUGAAGAAGCAUAAUUAAUUGAUCAAUAUGUGGCUCAAAUCUAAAGACUAAAACUGUGUGACAUGAUGGAUAUAGUAUACACUCCUUGAGGACCUACACAAUUGUAGAACGAUUUUACAUUUUAUUUCAUUCUUUGUGGUGUUGAUGCUAAUGAUGGAUG
Messenger RNA from Alosa alosa (allis shad), 1435 nucleotides. Its product is annotated as P2Y purinoceptor 6-like. Lineage: Eukaryota; Metazoa; Chordata; Actinopteri; Clupeiformes; Clupeidae. The coding region runs from base 75 to 1103 and encodes 342 amino acids. Gene Ontology annotation, biological process: G protein-coupled receptor signaling pathway. The transcript has a single exon. Gene Ontology annotation, cellular component: plasma membrane. The record is from RefSeq and is a predicted model, not a curated record. Gene Ontology annotation, molecular function: G protein-coupled receptor activity.